AUGAUUAAACAACAUCAACCACAACAACUUAAGGCACAAAACACCCAGGUCCUUCAGACCAUUACAUACGCCAUAUAUGCAUAUAAUUCAAAGAUGGCAGAACAAACGCAAAGGUUGAAAUAUGGAGAUUUGGAGAUAGUAUUGAAAAAUGAACAUUUCGAAUUCGUUUGCAAAGGUGGUGCAGUGAUAUCAAAUAUAAAAGAAAUUUUAUUUAUGAAUUCUAAAAUUAAAGGUAUAACGGAUGAUAUAACAUCAAUUCCACCAGAAGAACAGAGAUAUUACGCAUUAAAUGCAUUUCCUAAAGUUUUGAAGAUUGGAAGAUUUAAUUUAAAUGAGGAAUUCAUAGAAGGUUUCCUAAACGACAUAAUGAAGAAAGCAGAUAAGGAAUAUGUGGAUAGUGAGUUAAAUAAGAAGGCAAAUUUGGUUUAUGUUGAUGAAAAAGAUAAUGAAAUUAAAGAAAAGGUUGAAUGGUAUCAUGAAUGGACAUUUGAGACUUUUAAAGUUAAAGCUGAUACAGAAUGGGUUUCAGGAUGUUUAGACCUUAAAGCAGAUAAAACUUAUGUAGAUGAAAAAGAUAAUGAAAUUAAAGAAAAGGUUGAAUGGUAUCAUGAGUGGACAUUUGAGACUUUUAAAGUUAAAGCUGAUACAGAAUGGGUUUCAGGAUGUUUAGACCUUAAAGCAGAUAAAACAUAUGUUGAUGAAAAUUAUGCAAAGAAGUCGGAAGUAAAUGAUGUGAUUACAAGCAUGAAAAAUGAAAUACUUCAAACAUUAUAUCCUGUUGGUUCUAUUUAUACGUCAAUGAACUCAACAAAUCCAGCAAGUGUUUUAGGUUUUGGUACGUGGAAGCAGAUUGUAGAUAAAUUCUUAUACUGUGCUAGAUAUUCAAAGCAAACAGGAGGUUCGAAGAAAAUUAAAGAAGCAAACCUUCCACCACACACUCAUACAGGAACUACAAACUUUUCUGGUGACCAUAUCCACUCAUUAAGAGACCACCCAUUAUACAACUCAGAAUAUGAAGCUGGCAAUGAUGUUUUAUCUCCAUCUUAUAACAAUGCAGCAAAAAAGACUUUUCGACCAACUGAACCAGGAGGAAAUCAUGUCCAUACUUUCACAACAAAUCCAACAGGCUUGGGUAAAGAUUAUAUGCCACCAUUUGUGACUGUAUUCGCAUGGUACCGCAUUCAUUAA
Trichomonas vaginalis G3 is the source of this 1188-nucleotide messenger RNA. RefSeq names its product keratin-associated protein family. The transcript has a single exon. Bases 1 to 1188 code for a protein of 395 amino acids. Lineage: Eukaryota; Parabasalia; Trichomonadida; Trichomonadidae. The record is from RefSeq and is a predicted model, not a curated record.